AAGCCAGAUUUUUCCGAAAUCCUGAUCGUCAUGCCGCAUUGUGAAGCUGCUCACACAGUGGGUUUUUCUAACGACUCUACCUCGACGACCUGAGCAGAUGGAAUGUUACUCCCUCCAUUCGCACUUCAAGAAGUACCUGAUGAACCGACUCGGACCGCGGAAAAACGUGUACAACGUCGCGUCGGGGCUCAUCUCGGAGCACGAGUCGACCUCCUCGGAGAGCAAGAGCAAGAAGACCUACAUCCGAUACGACACCUACCGCCCGAGCAUCUUCGCCAACGACAAAAACGAACCGCGGGGCAGGCGCUUCAAAAAGUCCGAGCAGCCGAAGUCGGCGAAACUGAGCAUCAUCGAACGGAAAUUAAAGGUCAAAAGCAAAACCGCGCCGCAGAGCGAGACGGCUCACAUACUCCCCUCGACCGACGACUCGAAUGCGGAAACUGACGUCACGCCGGAAUUAACGAGAUCCAUAUCGGAAAUUUCGAUCGUAAGCGCAGAGGAGAAGAAAGGUGAAGUGCGAGGGUGUACCAGAUGGUAUGUGGACGACCACCCGAAGGUCACCGAUCUUGACGAGGAGGAAUCGGAACCAGAUCUUCCGGACGGGAAACCGGGUCUUCCGGACGUUAAACCGGGUCUUCCGGACCUGAAACCGGAUCUUCCGGACGCGAAGUCAAAUCUUCCGGACGGGAAGCCGGAUCGUCCGGUUGAACGAGGAGCUUUGGCGACAAUCCUGCGGGAGAAGCGUCGGCAGGCUGGGUCAGCGUCUUCGAAGGAAGGGACUGGGAAUUUCGGGCCGAGCUCGACGUCGAUCGAGGACGCGGAUUCCCUGGGGUCGGAAGGGUCGGUCGUGAAGGAAGAUUCCGGAUCGGUGGAGGGCCGUGGACCGCGAGUUCCGGAUCGGGGGAAGUGCGCGAGGAGGAAGAUCCGGAGGAGGCCGCGGUUGGAGCGGAGGUCGGUCGCGUCGUCCGACUCGUCGACCGGUUUCGAGAACAGACCGAGACGACCGGUUAAGAAUGGACUUCGCAGGGUUAGUGCUGUACACGAAUCUCGGCUCUCGAGAAUUGUAAACUCUCAAGCCUGUCCUCUGAACUCCGACGAGCUGGAGGACCAACUUGUACGCGUGUUGGAAAAAAACUCAGAACUGACUAUCCAAAACACCGAUCUCCAAAAGCUUGUUCAGCAGCUCCAGAAUGUGAAAGGAGGCACUGGAAUCUCACUAAACGCCAAUGAGAACUUAAGUCACAUAUUAAAGCUUAUGCGAGAUGCCUCCGAUAAGCGGAAAGAGUAUGAAACAGAACGUGCUGAGGCGCUCCUUGCAUUACAAGAUCUUCAGAGAAAAUCGACAACAUCCCUGGAAAAAGCCAAAAAUUAUGAGCUGAUGGAAGCCUUACAGUCCAAAAUUCGGGAACUGGAAAAAAAGACUGAACUGCAAAACGUUCGACAUGAAGAACUUUUGCUUGAAUUAAGAGCGAUUAAAAAGUCUGAAGGUAAAUCAACUACAGAUGAUGUCACAAGUGAUGGAAGCUGGAAGCGGUCUUCUACUAAUCAAGAAAUUCAAACCUCUCCAGAUUCAAAUACCUCCACUCCUGAACUGAAUGACCGUUUGUCACGCCCUAACACUGCACACGAAUACUCAGAUCAUCAAUGGCCCACCAAACAUCGUUCACAUCACUCUUCAGGUAACCCUCUCCAGCAUAGCAGUGCUGCGUCUGCAAACGUUAAUGUAGUUGAUGCGUUGAGCGCUUUUGUUAAUCCUAACCUGCAAUUUCCUCUAAAUCCCGGCAUGUUAUAUUGGCCAACCGUCGAUAUGUUGACUGGCAUGUCAAUUGGGUCAUAUGUGGAUAAUUGUUCAGCGCCAGUAUCCAGCUCUGGUGGGAGCUCCUCUGGGUCUGGUGGUCACAACCCCCAGUCGCAUCACUAUCACUCCUCAUCAAAUCAAACCAACAUCACAUCAGAGAUCGACAGGAUCAUGGCCAAAAUCGAUCAAGAUAACAGAAUACUUGCAGAGUUAGACAAGACACGAUCAACCAUAGGCUUACCUACAUCAAGCGGCACAAUGUCGUCGCUGGCGUUGGGUGACACAGCCCAACAGUUGGGUGCGCACAACAAUGCCAUAGGAAUGCCUCUUAUGGCAGCACAAACUAUUCCCAUAUCAGCUUUAACGCAGUCGGGUAUCAUCAAUCCACUUUUAAGUACUGCCAACCCGUCUACAGCCGCCGCAUAUCAACUUAUGUUAAACAGUACUGUCAGCUUAGGUCAACCUAGCAACACCAUGCUUCCUUCACUCGUUCAUCCACAUCGAGUGAUGCCUCAGAUUCCAACCAUGCUAGCUUCUCAGAUUGAUCUUGACCGACCUUUUGUUGAUCCAUCCUCUUUAUCAGAUAGUAAACAACCCGACAUGUUAGACAUUCCAGGCAAAGGAAGGUGCUUUGUCUACAUAGCUAGGUAUACUUACGAUCCUUUUACUCAUUCUCCUAACGAAUGUCCUGAAGCAGAAUUACCAAUCAAUGCUGGGGAUUAUCUCUUAGUAUGGGGUAAUAUGGAUGAGGAUGGAUUCUUUGAUGGUGAACUGCUGGAUGGGAGGAGAGGACUUGUACCGUCAAAUUAUGUGGAGAAGUUAGUCGGUGACGACUUGCUGGAGUUUCACCAGUCUGUUGUCGUCGGAUUGAGGGAAAGUGAUGAAAGUGGUUCAACAACUAUCCCUCAAGACCUGGAAUAUAUCAACUGUGCUGAUGAUUAUGGCAAGCGAUCCGCAAUUGACUACAAUCUGGGUGGCACAUUAGAAGAAGACGACGAGGAUGACUUACAACCUGGUGAGAGUCCUGACUAUUUCUUCUCGCUACUAGUACCGGCUCCCAAACAACUGACACUGGAACGUCAGCUCAACAAGUCCAUCUUGAUCGGAUGGAACCCUCCAGAGAAUAUCAACCCGUCAUCGAUUGAAUCGUACCAUGUUUAUGUCGAUGGUGUCCUGAAAACAACUGUAAAAGCUACAGAACGGACAAGAGCGCUAGUUGAAGGAGUCGAUUCUAAUAGACCUCAUAGGAUCAGUGUACGUUCUGUGACAUUAAACAGGCGAACAUCGCGGGAUGCUGCAUGUACGAUGGUGAUCGGGAAAGACAUUCCCCUAGGCCCAACUUGUGUAAGAGCAAGUCAUCUUACGUCAACCUCAGCUGUCAUUUCAUGGCUUCCAAGUAAUAGCAACCAUCAACACACCGUCUGUGUCAAUAGUGUAGAAGUUAGAACUGUCAAGCCAGGAGUCUACCGACACACAAUAACAGGAUUAGCUCCAAACACUCUUUACCGAGUUUCUGUCAGAGCAAAGAACAUCCGAGCUCCGCACUUUGAUGAUAAAGCUAGUAUACCAGUAGAAAAGUUUUCCUGUCAUAUUGACUUCCGGACGCUACCCAAAGGUUGCAAAGGUCUACCGGAACCUCCUAUUGAUAUUCAAGUCGAGUCAGGGCCUCAAGAUGGUACGCUGCUCGUCACUUGGCUUCCAGUCACUGCAAAUAAUUCGACGAACACCGCUCUCGUCACCGGCUAUGCUGUUUAUGCGGAUGGCAAAAAGGUCACUGAUGUUGAUAGUCCAACAGGUGAUCACGCCCUCAUAGAUAUUAAUAAAUUGAUAGGGUUGAACCCUAAGCAAGUUACCGUUCGAACUAAGUCAAGGGAUAAUCAGUCUUCCGAUAGUGCCCCUACACCUAUUCCAACAUCCAUCCUCAAAGGAGAACGUCAGUCAAAAGACAGACCUAUGGAUGAUCGGAGAAGGUAUGGCUCAGCAGUUCCCCCACACAUGAGACAUCAUCAACCUCAGAGAAAUGCUCAUGGACAAAUUAUCAUCGAUCCUGAGGAAAAUCUGAGCGAUAAAGAAAUAUAUCCUGGCACCCAAAUGAUUCCAUCCAUUGAUACGAAAUUUGGUGGAACAUUUUCAGAAAUAACGAAGGACACGGCAAGCGAGGGCAAUUUUAGUGAAGACGACUACCUAGAUCGCAGAAGACAACAGAAAGGGCAUUAUGCGCCACCUCAAGGAAACCACCCGCCAUUCUACGAAGGGGGUCACUCACAUCAUCAUCAGCGACCUCCGCGCUCUCAUGCGGAGCGAGGUCGACCUCCACAGCCGCCGAUGCCUCACGAGCGCCCUCGACCUCUACGGCCCAGAGACGAAAGGGACCAAUUUUACAUGGGAGGAGGGGGAAGAGAGGACCCGCGCAGGAGAGAUGGACCCAGUGGCAGCUACCGCGGUCGAGGCGGACCUGCAGGUGGGGGGCCAUGGCCUCCGCAGAAUGCUCCGCAAAACCAUCCCCGAGACCAGCGUAUACGUUACUUCGAGGCACUUUUUGAUUACGAUCCUCAGACUAUGUCUCCCAAUCCAGAUGCUUGCGAUGAAGAGCUUCCAUUUUUACGUGGUGAUACAAUCAAGGUGUUUGGUGAGAAGGAUAAUGAUGGCUUCUACUGGGGCGAAUGUCGAGGGCGGAGAGGCUAUGUCCCUCACAACAUGGUAGCAGAUAUGCAAGAUGUGUCUAAGAAUGCAGAUGGACGAAAUAAGGACCGGUGGGGAGACAUCUAUGCUAAUAUGCCUGUAAAAAGGAUGGUAGCCAUGUAUGACUAUGAUCCGCAAGAACUGUCACCAAAUGUUGAUGCAGAGCAAGUGGAGCUGAGUUUCCAAACAGGGAACAUAAUCUAUGUUUAUGGUGACAUGGAUGAUGACGGUUUCUACAUGGGCGAGUUGGAUGGUGUCCGUGGCCUUGUUCCUUCGAACUUCCUAACAGAGGCCCCUCCUGACUACAAUAAUGGAAGCGGUCCAAUGAAGGGACCCUUGCCCCGAGGCCAUCCAAAAGCUGGUCCUCCGGAGCGGGGCCAUGGUCCGGGAGUCAGAGGGCCCCCACCUCCACCGAGAGAAGGAGUACCUAGAGACCCUCGUGAUCGACGGAAAGAUGCGUCGGCACAACAGUAUGACCACACCAAGGAUCGGAUGGAGAACAUGAAAGGGCCGAAAAACGAGCAGCUCGACAGGAGAGGUGGUAGAAUGGACGGACGAGGCCCUCCGCCAGAUCCGCAUCAAGGCGCCCAAGAGUACCCAGCAGACCAAAGCUCCAAGCCUCUCUCUCAAAACCCAAUGAAGGGGACGCCAAAAGUGGUGCCGGACUUCGUCAUCCCAAACAACAAAGAGUCUCCGACUACUACCCAGCCGUCAAGCAAGUUCCCCGGUAUACCUGAAACUCCAAAUCUCAUGCAGAAGCUGAGUGAAAUGACGUCGAACGUCACUGGUGGUGGCGACAACUCCGUCGAUCACAUACUCUCCAAAGGAAAAGAACUUAUUUUUAUGAAGUUCGGCCUCGGCAAAUGAUUGUUCCUUGUUACAGGUGAUUCUGCUGUUCUCGGAGACUCUCUCCUUCCUAUUCUGCCCUGCUCAGAGAAAAGCACGUGUGAGCCACCGGUGAAUUCAUCAAACACUAAUUCCUCAUAUCAUGUUUAUUCUAAUUUACAGUCUGGCUUAAGUGUUAUGAACUUUGUUUCCAGAAUACUUCUUUUAUUUUUAAUGGUUGUAGGAAACAUGACAGUUACAUUUGUUUUCUAACAAAUUUGAAGUAAGCUCAGUUAACAGGUCUGAGCUCUGCAGUUGAUGUUUAAAAUACUUCACAUAAAAAUGAAUACUUUAUAGCUCUUGAUAUCAAAUUUCAUCUUGUUCAAUCUUUAAUUGAGUACAAGCGUUUAAUCGUUGCGCAUUUUCCGUUGAUUUGACAGCAUUAAAAUUAUUUUCUGAACCUUUAUUCGAUUAUGUUUCUACAUUCAUCAACAUAUUAUCAUCUUCUUAAUUGCCUUUGAAACUUUACGUUUCUACAUCUGUAAUGUUUCACAUCAAUGUUGUGAAUUUAUUAGAAUUAUAGCACCUAUUUUCCUCCUCUGCAAGUAGGACGCAGAUAAGAGCUCGAGGGAGAAAAAUUUCAACAGAUUUUAGUAUGGUACAUUGUAAUAGGAAAAAAAUGUAUCGCAAGCUUCCUAAGUGGAACCUGUGAGGGGUAAUAAAGCAUGCAGUGUACCAUUGUUUACCUAGGGUAAAUAAACUUUCCUCUACAGAGAACGAAUGUAACCCAUUAGGAACAAUUGAAAUUAUACUUGAUAAACGUUUUAAAGAUCCUCAUGAAGCACCGUCAUGUGGGCCAACUGAAUUUUCACUAAAGAUGUCUGCAAAGAAUCGGUUCCUCCUUUGAGAGGAGCUUGAAGAAAUCAAAUUUUAAAUGAGAAAACAUGGAUGACGUAGAAACGCGUGUUCAGUAGAGAAAUACAAAGAAUAUAUACAUGGGGCUUCAACCAGAAUCAGCCUAACAGCACUAUUUAUGUAGCCUAAUUUUCUCUUAUGUUUUAUUUUUUAACAAAAAACAGCAACAACACACCUUUAAAUUGUGUCAAUAUAUUCUGUACACGUACUUUGGAGCAGAUUCUUAGAAAGUUUCCUGGCAAAAUAUUGCCCAAUCUUCAGGCGAAGAUAUAAAGCAUGAAAGAGUAUUAGGCUAAAUCAAAUGGACAACAAUUAUUUGCAAUUAGGAACUGUAAUUUCUGGCUUAUCUGUAAAAACAGAUGUGUCCAUAAGGAAACUAAUAGUACAUACUUUGUUUUUAAACUGAGCCAGAUAUCGUAGUUCCCAAUUGCAAAAUGUAGUCCAAAUGUGUUCAAGCUGAUUACGGUUGAAGCGGUCUAUAUUAUCAGCAGCCUGAAUGAACCACUAGACAAGGUGUAAGUUUAAGCAUUGUGAUACCUCAUAAAAUUUUCACUCAGAACACUAUUUGUACAACAAAAAUUAAUUGAAUUAACUCCGAAUCAAGAUACUAUCGUCUUUCAAUGCCCAAAUUCAAACUUCCUUGUCGUACAAAAACUUCAUAAUCUUCUUGAGUUAAAUCGCAAACUAAACAUUACCGUGACAGUCUCUGCAGUUUGGAAGUCUGUCAGCCUUAAUCUCAGUGUUUUGGCUCAGCUGCUGCACGUUGUUCACACUUUGAUCAAUACCAGGGUGGGGAAGGAACAUAGAUUAAAUCGAGAAGCCUGCCAAAACCCUCAAAGUGCGCUGUUCGAUUCGAGUAUUGUUUUUCAUGGGAAUGGGUAAUUAAUAUUUUUUGUAACCAAUGCUU
This is a messenger RNA of Bemisia tabaci, 7127 nucleotides long. The record is from RefSeq and is a predicted model, not a curated record. NCBI's taxonomy places the organism in Eukaryota, Metazoa, Arthropoda, Insecta, Hemiptera, Aleyrodidae.